UCUCUUCCUCUUUAGAUCAUAUCAUUAUGUGGAUGUUCAAAUUGUGGAGAUCAUAUCUUCUUUUAUGUAGAUGUCGCAACCAUUUGUGCUUCCAUUUGUUGAUCUUGUGACUUAUCAUCUACUUAUGCUAUGAUUUAUGUAGUUAUGGCGCGUCUUCAACAAUCGCCUAAGGACUUUAUUUUUUUUUGUUUGCUAUGAAGCGAAGAAAAAUUAGAAGAGUAAUGAUGCUGAUUUUGAUUAGGAUAAUCCUCAUUUUUAGAAGAAGACUAAGAAUUAGGAUGUCUAAGCAACCUAGUCUGCAUAAUCCUAUCCAUAGAUUAGGAAAUUUAGAUGGAAUGAUAGUGGAGAGUGAUAUUGCUUGCAUUGAGCAACUUAGGAUGGAUCGUCGCACGUUUAAUAUCUUCAUUUCAUUGGUUCGUGAAGUUGGAGGUUUAAGGGAUACUAAGAACAUGGUAGUGGAAGAAAUGGUUGCUAUAUUUUUGCAUCUACUUGCAUUUGAGGAGAAGAAUAGGGAAAUAAAAUAUGAUUUUCAACGGUCAGGAGAAACUAUAAGCAGACAUUUUAAUAAUGUGUUAAAAGCUGUGUUAAAACUUUCGAGUUUGCUCCUUAAGAAACCUGAACCGAUUCCCGAGAAUAGCACAAAUGAAAGAUGGAAAUGGUUCAAGAAUUGUAUAGGUGCUAUUGAUGGGACUUUGAUUGAUGUAAAUGUGCCUGCGAUAGAUAAAUCACGUCAUAGGUCAAGAAAAAAUACCAUCUCAACAAAUGUUUUAGGAGCUUGUGCACCGAAUAUGCAAUUUAUAUAUGUUUUGGCGGGUUGGGAAGGUUCAGCUGCCGAUGGAAGAGUACUUCGAAGUGCUUUAAAUAGAAAUAAUGGAUUAAAAGUGGCUAAAGGUCAUAAAUCAAUUUCUUAUGUGUAAAGAUUUUUUAAGGGAGCAACAAUGACCAAUAAUCUAGCUUAACUCAUUGGUUUUUCCCUUUUUCACCUACGUAAUUAUUAUCUAGGGGAUGCAGGUUAUAAACAUUGUGAUGGAUUUCUUUUACCUUAUAGAAGAACAAUUUAUCAUGAAUGGAGAAGGGGGUUGGAGCAACCACGCUCUAAGGAAGAGUUGUUCAAUAUGAGGCAUGCUUCAGCUAGAAAUGUGAUUGAACGAGCUUUUGGUUUGUUGAAAGUACGGUGGGAAGUUCUUGCCAAAGGCACCAAGUACCCUCUCAGCACUCAAAUAGAUAUAAUAUUGGCUUGUGUGUAUAUUCAUAACCUUAUUCGCCAACAAAUGAGCGUUGAUCCAAUGGAAGCUAUUUUAGAUGCAUAUAUGGAAGAGGAAGGAGAGAAUGAUGAAAUUGAAGAUGAUGGAGACUACAUUCAAAAUUGUGACGCAUCUGAAGAAUGGACUAACUUUAGAAACACAUUAGCUCAAGAUAUGUAUGAUGCAUUCUUGGCCAGGAGACAUUAGUAAUGGAUAGUUUCUUAUUUUAGUUGGUUUUUCAAUUUUUAGUCUUUUAGGACUAGCUUUUAUGUUGAACUACCAACAUAAGUUGUUUUUUGAUUGAUUAGUUAUACUUUGGUAUUGUUUGCCACCAUUGUAUGACAGAUAUAUAAUAACUAACAUGGUUGAUGAGAUUCGAGGUCGAGGAAAAAAUAAGAGAAUGUGGACUUCAUUGGAGGAGAAUGCCCUUGUUGACAUUCUACUUGAGAUGUAGAAUUCAAAUUGGAAGUGUGACACAGGCUAUAGGACAGGUUAUCAGAUAUAUAUUGAAAAGAAAAUGACUUAUUGUGGAUUGAAGGGUAAGCCACAUAUUGAAUCCAAAAUUAAGAUUUUUAAAAGACAAAUGGGAUAUAUUCUUGAAAUUCAGAAGCAAGUUAGUGGUUUUGGUUGGGAUGAUGCUACAAAAAUGGUAACUGGUGAGAAGGAAGUAUUUAUGGGUUGGGCUCAGGUAUUUUCUUUUAUUUAAUUUGUUAACAGUAGCUAUUAAUCAUUGUUUUUGCUAUUAGUUUUGUUUCUUUCAUUUGAUUGAUAUAUAAUUGUAAGAUAUGCUCUAGGGAAAAGAUGGAGCUGCUGCUCUAUUUUGUAAAUCGUUUCCUCUUUAUGACAAGCUUUGUGAGAUUUACGCCAAGGAUCGUGCCAGUGGAAGUAUGGUCAAGGGGCCCGGAGACGAUGAAGAAGGUGAUAAGAAUGAGGCUGAAAAGAAUGAUGAUGCUAUUAGCUCAACUCUAGCGAUUGGGCAAUGAAGUGGCCGAAGAAAUCGUAAGAGAAGAAGGAAAAUUGAAAAUGAAGAGCUUAGUGGGCUAGCCACUGCAUCGACAGCUUUGAUUGAUGUUGAAAAGGAGUCUACUUCAAUCAUGAUGGAUAUGAAGAAAUCAUUUUUACGAGAUGUGGAGAUAGGUGAGAAGAGAACUAACCUUUUGGAGUAUUGAGUAAUUUGCAAGAACUGACGCCAAUAGAAGUUAUCGAAGCUACCACAAUUAUUGGCUUAGAUGACAAGAAGGUGGAGAUAUUCUACAGUGUGCCGGAUGAGUCCAAAGUUAUGUUCAUUAAAUCUUUGCUAAAAUGAUAGUGUUGAUUGAUUUUAAAAAUAUUAUGAUGUAAAAUGGUUGAACUUUAGGUUAUACUUUCUGUGUUGGUGAAAAUGUAGAUGUGUUUUAAAAAAGUAUGAACUUGGUAGUCACUAAAGGAAUGGACUUUUUAUCGUAAUUUUUAUGCCUAAACACUAGCUAAUUUUCUCGGUUGAAGAGUACUAGUAUGGCUACUUAAUUGAAACUUGUUUGUAAU
Molecule: messenger RNA, 2768 nt
Organism: Amaranthus tricolor (Joseph's coat)
Lineage: Eukaryota; Viridiplantae; Streptophyta; Magnoliopsida; Caryophyllales; Amaranthaceae
Product: protein ALP1-like
Exons: 2
Coding region: 195-917 (240 amino acids)
Source: RefSeq, a predicted model, not a curated record